This is a messenger RNA of Aspergillus piperis CBS 112811, 1014 nucleotides long. RefSeq names its product putative nicotinamide N-methyltransferase Nnt1 (gene efm7). NCBI's taxonomy places the organism in Eukaryota, Fungi, Ascomycota, Eurotiomycetes, Eurotiales, Aspergillaceae. Gene Ontology annotation, biological process: peptidyl-lysine dimethylation. The transcript has 3 exons. Gene Ontology annotation, molecular function: protein-lysine N-methyltransferase activity. The coding region runs from base 133 to 909 and encodes 258 amino acids. The record is from RefSeq and is a predicted model, not a curated record.
UCCACCCUGAGAUUCGCAUUCGAGAAUUCAUUAUUCGGUGCGCAUCACCGCCCCAUCGCCCAUCAUGCGACAUUCACAUCCUCACCAGAUCGAUUUACUCAUCCGCUGGAGCUAGGCUCGCAUCUGAUCAUCAUGGCGGAAGAAGACAAUUUUGACACGGCGGCCAUGUUCGAAGACCCCGAGGGCUUCUAUGAACCCGAGCCCGAGCCCACCUUUGCAGAGCAUCACAUGCUCUCCGGCCAGAAAGUGCGCGUGCGCCUCGUUGGUAGCCAUCCUCUCUAUGGAAACCUCCUCUGGAACGCCGGCCGAACCAGCUCCCACUACAUCGAGGAACGCGCCAGCACACUAAUUGAGGGGAAGGAUGUCCUCGAAAUCGGUGCCGCCGCCGGUGUCCCGAGUAUCGUCAGCGCCAUUCUGGGCGCCCGCACCACUGUGAUGACCGACUACCCGGACCUGGAUCUUGUCCAAAACAUGCGCUACAAUGCCUCGUUGGCUGAGCCUCAGAUCGCGAACCCUGGCUCCCUCCACGUUGAUGGAUAUAAAUGGGGAAACCCGGUAGAGCCGCUGCUUGCGUGCCUGCCCGCUGGUGCGACGGGCUUUGAUGUGCUUAUCAUGGCAGAUGUGGUGUACAGUCAUCGCGAGCAUCCCAAUCUGAUCAAGACGAUGCGGGAGACCCUGAAGCGGACCAAGGAGGCCGUCGCGUUGGUGAUCUUCACGCCAUAUGAGCCAUGGCUGUUGCCCAAGACGGAGAAGUUUUUCCCGCUGGCGGAGGAGAAUGGCUUCCAGGUAACUAAGAUAUUUGAGAAGCUUAUGGAUGAGGUGUUGUUCGAGAAUGACCCAGGUGAUGAACGUUUGAGAAGGACGGUCUUUGGAUAUGAACUUCGCUGGUCAGAGGAGGAGCUGAAAUAGCAUAACUGGCGUUGGAGGAAAUGGAUGAGUUUAUGAGUCAUGACUCGCUUUGAGACGUGUAGACAAAUAGAUACGCCUACAAUAAAAGUUGAUUAUAUUAGCGAU